Chiloscyllium plagiosum (whitespotted bambooshark) is the source of this 2412-nucleotide messenger RNA. The record is from RefSeq and is a predicted model, not a curated record. Lineage: Eukaryota; Metazoa; Chordata; Chondrichthyes; Orectolobiformes; Hemiscylliidae.
CACAGACACUACAGUGUGGAGUAACCCCCUCUGCCUCUGUUCAAAACUGUGAUGGUUCUCUCUAAUGGGAGAAUGGUGAAUGCUAACGUUACAGUUAGUGAACACUCCCUGGAUUCCAGCAAUGGAUUGAUCUGGUUUGCUUCCCCUCCAGUCCGCCCUCCUGCUCUGUUUGACCUCAGAGUUGCUCUGUUUGACCUCAGAGUUGCUGGUUUUGCAAAUCCUGCUCACUUUGUUUGGGAGUUGCUUACAGGACACAUUUAUCCAGCGAUCGUAAUACAAACUCCCCGGGUCGAGUUGAUUUGUCUCCAGUCGGGAUUGAGUCGAAGACCGAGAAUGGCCACCUCAGCGAUUCGAAGACAAAUGAAGAACAUUGUCCAUAAUUACUCGGAUGCCGAGAUCAAAGUGCGAGAAGCCACAUCCAAUGACCCCUGGGGCCCACCCAGUUCCCUCAUGUCCAACAUUGCGGACCUGACCUUUAACGUGGUGGCAUUUUCCGAGAUCAUGGGCAUGAUUUGGAAGCGUUUGAAUGAUCAUGGGAAGAAUUGGAGACAUGUCUAUAAGGCACUGACCCUGCUAGAUUAUUUGAUCAAGACUGGUUCAGAGAAGGUGUCUCAGCAAUGUAAGGAGAACAUCUUCACUGUGCAGACUCUGAAGGAUUUUCAGUACAUUGACCGGGAUGGGAAAGACCAAGGUAUCAAUGUGAGAGAGAAGGCCAAACAGUUGGUUGCUCUGCUGAAAGAUGAAGAGCGUUUGCGCCAGGAUCGAGCUCACGCACUGAAAACUAAAGAGAGGAUGUCCCAGGUGGCUACAGGAAUGGGCAGUAACCAACAAACAACCUUCGGUCGAGGAUCCAGUCAUCCAAACCUGUCUUCGUACAGUUAUGGCGAGGAUUUCAGAAAGUCUAGAGGUGGAUCGCCUGUGUCUCUCAAUGAAUGUGAGUACAGCUACUGGCCUCGCUGCUGCAUGACAAUUUGCUUUGUGCAGCCAAGCACAGAGUCUGAUGAAGAAAUCCAGCUGCAGAUUGCAUUGAGUUUGAGCAAAGAGGAGCAUGAGAAGGAACUAAGAGUGAGGUCAUCCCUUGACGAGGAUGAUGAGGAAGAAGAUGAAAAUCUUCAGCGAGCGUUGGAACAAAGUCGCAAAGAGAGUGAAAUAGCCGAAGUUAGAAAUGAGUCCUCGCUGCUGGAGCUGGCUGAUAUCUUUGGGGCGCCAGUGACUGCAACCGAAACCAGGACUGACCCAUGGGACAGCUCCACCCAAAGUCAUCCAUGGGGAAGCAGCAAUGUGACCUCGCCUCCCUCUGCAGCCUGUCUUGAUCUCUGGGAUACCCUGGGUGCCAAAGCAUCCAUCCCGAAUGCAGCAAAUUCUUGGCCAUCUUUAGACACCGAUUCUGCCUCUCCGCAGGUGUGGGACACAGAUCCGUGGGCCCAGCCUUCUGGCCCAGCUGCUACUCACCAAUCCAGUGUAGAUCCAUGGGCAACAGUGUCAACCAUCGGUACCUCCAGUGCUCUACCAGGUAUCACGACACCAGACGGCUCCACAUUUGACCCAUUUACAAAUUCAGGGGACUCAGCGCUGGAUCAAUUUGCAGAGAGUGCCUGGGUUCAGUCUCCUUCAGUGGUGUCCAAUCUUCCUGCAGCAAAGACGGACCUCCUGGGUGAAACAGUUCUAGACGCAAAGCAGAAUGGUAGCAGUAGUCCGGAUGUCUUCGAUAUGUCUGAAAUAGGGAACUCUCUAAAGGAUUCUUCAAAUGGGCCUCAUCGAACUCCAGAAUUAUUCCUGGACCCCAAUGCUGCCUCGCUGGUGAAUCUGGACUCGCUGCUGUCUGCACCAUCUCACAACCUUAAAAGCAAGAACCCUUUCCACACGUCAGGUGGUCUUAAUUCAAGCUCAACAUCGAACCCUUUUCAAGUCACCGACCAGAAUAAACUGACCUUGAAGCAGAUUCAGAGCAGUGCUGGUUUUGCCCAACCCACUAUGGGCAAUGGCAGUAUGGGCAGGGCACCAAUGCCCUUGAUGGCACCACAAACCAUGGCUCCUAGCUGCAUGCCAACCACCAUGACCCAUCCUUCAACAUUCAGUGGUUUGCCCCAGGCAGCAGGCAUGGUGCCAGCCACGGGAAUGGCAGUGGACAUGAGUCAUCACUUUGGACAGCCGCUGCUCCCAGUUUCUAAACCUGCUGGAAUGCCUCAGCAAACUACAAGCCUAAACCCCUUUCUCUGAGGUUAGUGACCUUUAGUUAGGCUGUACAAGCUGUGUUUAUGGUACUAUGGAGAGGAGGGAUGUGGUCAGUAGGAACACUAUCCCAUGCUGCUUCACUGGGACAAACUGGAGUGACUUUGCAAAUAUAUAUUGGGGCUGUGUAAAACUUCAUAAAUAAACAUCUAAUUUUAUACCACUGGCUGAAGUGUCAUG